AACAUGGACCUAUCUAAUGGCCAUCCCACCCCUACCCAUCCGUCAGGGGGUUCCUCUACCUCCCUGGCUGGCCAGGCUGGUCCAGAGGCCCCUUUGACUAGAGGGCUCUCCUGCAGAGAGGGAAAAGAGGGCUCUCGUAGGCCCUUCUGCCCUCUUCUCCUCCCACCAUGACUUAGCCCUUAAGCUGAGCAAGCAGCAGCAAUUUGCCAUGUUUGUGCCUAGGAUCCUCAACCCUCCUGACAUGCCUAUCCUGGAAGGCUCCGUGGGAGUGGAGGACCUUGUCCUCCUGGAACCCCUGGAUGAGGAUUCCCUGAUCAAGAACCUCAAGCUUCGCUACGAAAACAAGGAGAUUUAUACCUACAUCGGGAAUGUGGUGAUCUCAGUGAACCCCUACCAGCCGCUUCCCAUCUAUGGCCCAGAGUUUAUUGCCAAAUACCAGGAUUACACUUUCUAUGAGCUGAAACCCCACAUCUAUGCUUUGGCAAAUGUGGCCUACCAAUCACUGAGGGAUCGGGACCGAGACCAGUGUAUCCUCAUCACGGGUGAGAGCGGAGCUGGGAAGACAGAGGCAAGUAAGCUGGUGAUGUCCUAUGUGGCUGCCGUCUGUGGGAAAGGCGAGCAGGUGAACUCAGUGAAGGAGCAGCUGCUUCAGUCAAACCCAGUGCUGGAAGCAUUUGGCAAUGCCAAGACCAUCCGCAAUGACAACUCCUCUCGAUUUGGAAAAUACAUGGAUAUUGAGUUUGACUUCAAAGGAUCCCCCCUUGGCGGUGUCAUCACAAACUGUAUGUGUCCCCUCCCAUGCAGCUCUCCUGCCUGCCAACUCUGUCCCCCUUUGCUCAUCUGCUUCUCCAGGCAGAGACUUCCCCAACCUUUGGGAACCACUGGGGCUCAGGGUAGAAUUAGAGCAAUGUGUCAAGUUGUGUCCUGGACUCUCAUGAGGGUGUUUCUCCACACUUUCCCAGAUCUGCUGGAGAAAUCCCGAGUGGUGAAGCAACUCAAAGGAGAAAGGAACUUUCAUAUCUUCUACCAGCUCCUGGCCGGAGCAGACGCACAGCUGCUAAGGGCCCUAAAGCUCGAGCAGGAUGCAAGUACCUACGCCUAUCUGAACAGGGAAGUAUCCAGAGUGCUUGGCAUGGAUGAUGCCUCCAACUUCAGGGCUGUGCAGAGUGCAAUGUCAGUGAUUGGGUUCUCAGAGGAUGAGAUCCGACAAGUGCUGCAGGUGACGGCUCUGGUGUUGAAGCUGGGGAAUGUGGAGCUGGCAGAUGAGUUCCAGGCCAAUGGGACACCAGCAAGUGGCAUCCGUGACGGGAGAGGUAUCCGGGAGAUUGGGGAGAUGAUGGGUUUGAGUUCGGUGGAACUAGAGAGAGCUUUGUGCUCAAGAACCAUGGAGACAGCCAAAGAAAAGGUGGUCACAGGGCUGAGUGUCAUGCAGGCUCAAUAUGCUCGGGAUGCCCUGGCUAAGAAUGUUUACAGCCGCCUCUUCGACUGGAUAGUGGGUCGCAUCAAUGAGAGCAUCAAGGUGGACACUGGGGAAAAGAAGAAGGUUAUGGGGGUGCUGGAUAUCUACGGAUUUGAGAUACUGGAGGAUAAUAGCUUUGAGCAGUUCGUGAUCAACUACUGCAACGAGAAACUACAGCAGGUGUUCAUAGAGCUGACCUUGAAGGAGGAACAAGAGGAAUACAAAAGAGAAGGCAUUCCAUGGACAAAGGUGGAGUACUUUGACAACGGCAUCAUCUGUAACCUCAUUGAACAAAAUCAGCGAGGCAUCCUGGCCAUGCUGGAUGAGGAGUGCCUGAGACCUGGGGUAGUCAGCGACUCCACUUUCCUAGCAAAGUUGAACCAGCUCUUCUCUAAGCACAGUCAUUACGAGAGCAGAGUCACCCAGAACGCCCAGCGCCAGUACGACCACACCAUGGGUCUCAGCUGCUUCCGCAUCUGCCACUAUGCGGGCAAGGUGACCUACAACGUGAUGGGCUUCAUCGACAAGAAUAACGACCUGCUCUUCCGAGACCUUUCCCAGGCAAUGUGGAAGGCCCAGCAUCCCCUCCUUCGGUCCUUGUUCCCAGAGGGUAAUCCCAAGGAAGCGUCUCUCAAACGCCCCCCGACUGCCGGGACCCAGUUUAAGAAUUCAGUGGCCAUACUCAUGAAGAACCUGUAUUCUAAGAACCCCAACUACAUCAGGUGCAUAAAGCCCAACAACCAGCAGCAGAAAGGAAAGUUCUCCUCAGAGCUGGCUGUGGUCCAGGCUCGAUACCUGGGGCUGCUGGAGAACGUUCGGGUGCGUAGGGCUGGCUAUGCCUACCGCCAGGUCUAUAAGCCUUUCCUGGAAAGGUACCGUUUGCUGAGCCGCAGCACCUGGCCUCACUGGAAUGGGGGAGACCGGGAAGGUGUGGAGAAGGUCCUGGAGUCUGUGUCUGUGUCUUCAGAGGAGCUCGCCUAUGGGAAGACCAAGAUCUUUAUUAGAAGCCCCAAGACUCUUUUCUACCUGGAGGAACAAAGGCGCCUGCGGCUUCAGCAGCUGGCCACCCUCAUACAGAAGGUCUACCGCGGCUGGCGCUGCCGGACCCACUACCAGCAGAUGCGCAAGAGUCAGAUUCUCAUCUCUGCUUGGUUCCGGGGCAACAAGCAAAAGAGGCACUAUGAGAAGAUGAAGGCAUCAGCAAUGCUGAUCCAGGCUUUUGUGAGAGGGUGGAAGGCCCGCAAGAAUUAUCGAAAAUAUUUCCGGUCAGGCGCUGCCCUCACCUUGGCAAAUUUUAUCUAUGCAAGCAUCGCACAGAAAUUUCUCCUGGAUCUGAAGAAGAAUUUGCCAUCCACCAAAGUCUUGGACAACACAUGGCCAGCUGCCCCUUACAAGUGCUUCAACUCAGCCAAUCAGGAGCUGCAGCGCCUCUUCUAUCAGUGGAAGUGCAAGAAGUUCCGAGAUCAGUUGUCCCCGAGGCAGGUGCAGAUGCUGAGGGAGAAGCUCUGUGCCAGUGAGCUGCUCAAGGGCAAGAAGGCCUCCUACCCUCAGAGUGUCCCUAUUCCGUUCCGCGGUGAUUACAUUGGGCUGCAGGGGAACCCCAAGCUGCAGAAAUUGAAGGGCAAGGAGGAAGGGCCUGUCCUUGUGGCAGACACAGUGAAGAAAGUCAACCGUGGCAAUGGCAAGACAUCUGCCCGGAUUCUCCUCCUCACCAAACGUCACGUGAUCCUCACAGAUGCCAAGAAGUCUCAGGCCCAAAUUGUCAUUGGGCUGGAAAACGUGGCUGGGGUGUCAGUCACCAGCCUCCAGGAUGGGCUCUUCGGCUUGCACUUGAGUGAGAUGUCAUCGGCAGACUCCAAGGGGGACAUCCUGCUGAUCAGUGACCAUGUGGUUGAACUGCUGACAAAGAUGUACCAAGCUGUGCUGGAUGCCACACAGAAGCAGCUCUCUGUCGCUGUGACUGAGAAUUUCUCAGUGAAGUUCAAGGAGAGCAAUGUGGCUGUCAAGGUCGUCCAGGGCCCCGGGGGGAGUGGGAACAGCAAGCUGGUUUGCAAGAAGAAGGGGAGUCAUUCCAUGGAGGUGACUGUGCGGUGAGGAGGUUGGGGCCUCCUCCUGGAGAUGCAGAACUUUUGUCCAGCUCUUUUGAUUGUGAGGUGGGGCUUAGAGUUGAAGGGCCCUUAGAAUCGGCCUUUCUGUUCCCUGGACCUUCUCAGAAUCCUUUUCCAGAUGUGGCAUUUUCUCAGCUCUGGCCCUUUUGCCCACUAAUAAAUGUGUCUUAAAAAGGUC
Cricetulus griseus (Chinese hamster) is the source of this 3745-nucleotide messenger RNA. The record is from RefSeq and is a predicted model, not a curated record. NCBI's taxonomy places the organism in Eukaryota, Metazoa, Chordata, Mammalia, Rodentia, Cricetidae.